CAGAUUUUAAGUUUCAUAAUAUUAACAUGUUUAAUUAUUUAGUAUUUUAAACAAUUACUUAAUUUAGAUAUAAUUAUUAGUAGCAGAGUGCUGUUUAAAAAACUAUAGAUUCCUGUAACAAGUAGUCUUCAUCCCGCGGAACACCUUCACACCGAACAAAACUGCAUUAUUUCGAUUUUGCGCAGAAGCACUAACAUAGUAGUGAUUUUGUACGGGUUGAUUAUUGUUUACGGCGUUUAUGUUAAAAGUUUACGGACGUUUGUGAAAACCGUUAAUUGUUUAAACAGACCAAUCACAUAAUGAAAGAAGCAUCACCGCCUGUUUCAGCGAUGGCGACUCCAACCAACGGUAGUGGCAAUUUAGUAGAUGAAUUUGAAGAAGCGUUUCAGCACUGUCUCAAUGUGUUGACCAAAGAGGAGGCAGUCCCGACAUCUGACAAAGAUGAAAUUAAAGUGGAGGUAGAACAAACCACUUUAAGAUUCAUAGACUUGGCAAGACAAAUGGAGGCCUUUUUUCUACAAAAACGUUUUUUGCUGUCUGCAUUGAAGCCUGAGAUGAAUGUGAAAGAAGACAUAAGUGAACUGAGAUUAGAACUAGCUAGAAAAGAGGAGCUCCUUAAGAGACACUAUGACAAAAUAGCAGUGUGGCAAAAUUUGUUGGCAGAUUUGCAAGGAUAUCCCAAAAGUCCUGCACAGGGUAGUACGACACCAGGCGUGAACAAUGGAGGGUCUGUGCCUCAGUCACCAAUGGCCCCCAUUCCUGGCAAUCAGACUCCGAAUCAGAUGAUGCCGAGCAUCUCCCCUGCUAUGCAACAGCAGCUUCAGCAACAGCAAAUCCAACAGCAGCUACAAAUGCAACAGAUGCAACAGCAACAACAAAUGCAGAUGCAACAGAUGCAGGAGUCGUUGCAGGUGCCUCCGGGCAUGUCACCUGGCACGGUCGGUCCCGGCAUGAUGUCCCCACAAGCGCAAGCGAUGUUCAUGCAACAGGGAUUGGGCGGUAGCAGGGGCGGACCGUUUGUACAGCAGGGCGCCGCCGGAGUACUGCAAGGUCCGUUGGCUUACUUAGAGAAAACUACGAGUAAUAUAGGAAUGACGGAUGGUCGCAGAUGACGCGGGCGCGGGAGG
This is a messenger RNA of Aethina tumida (small hive beetle), 1127 nucleotides long. It is a transcript of the gene MED28, whose product is annotated as mediator of RNA polymerase II transcription subunit 28. The transcript has 4 exons. The record is from RefSeq and is a predicted model, not a curated record. Gene Ontology annotation, cellular component: mediator complex. The coding region runs from base 300 to 1112 and encodes 270 amino acids. Lineage: Eukaryota; Metazoa; Arthropoda; Insecta; Coleoptera; Nitidulidae.